GUUAACAGCGGAGACGGACAACCUUAAAGCUCGAUUUAGGGGUCUCACUGGCCCAGACAGAUGCAAGGCCCCCACUGAAGCUGGCCCCUUUGACGGAAUUUGGCAGCAACCCGGGGGCCCUUGGAAUGCCGGGCGCAGGCACUACUUUCAGGCAGUCUAGUAAGCAGCCUCGCGCCAGGGCACGUCGAAUCGACACGCCAACCCACAUCAUCAUCACGACCUCCCAAAUCACGACGACACUUUGCGCUGCGCGCUGACACAACAUCGACGUGCCGAUUCAUUUGCCCAAGAAGCGACUGCCUGAAAGUUCCAAUCGCAAAGCAUGGCCGACGCGCCGCGAGGUGUCGACCAUGUCGACACCAUGAACUCUGACGAAUCUGGUCCGAACCAGCCGGACAAGAAGAAGAGCCGUCGCCCAGCCAAUACGGCAUUCAGACAGCAACGUCUCAAGGCGUGGCAACCCAUCCUCACACCCAAGACGGUCCUCCCACUCUUCUUUGUCAUCGGCGUCAUCUUCGCACCCAUUGGCGGCCUCCUCUACUGGGCCAGCACACAGGUCCAGGAGAUCCGUCUCGACUACACCAACUGCCUGCGCAACGCUCCCGACUUUGAGGAUGGCUUCAAGAGCAUGGACAGCGGCGACGUGCACCACGCCUUCAAGUCCAACAACAAGUCCAUCGAUGCCCGCUGGGCUGUGAAGCGCAACGUCGAGGUCGAAGUGCCCGACUCGGGCGGCGUCACCAUCGACACGGAUCAGUGCUACCUGCGCUUCUACAUCCCCGAGAGCAUGGGCCCGCCGGUCCUCUUCUACUACUACCUCACCAACUUCUACCAGAACCACCGCCGAUACGUCGACUCAUUCGACUCGGAGCAGCUCAAGGGAAGCGCCCGGUCCUACGACGACAUUGACGGCAGCGAGUGCGACCCUCUCGAGGUGAACAAGACGGCCAGGCUUCCCUACUACCCCUGCGGCCUCAUUGCCAACUCCCUCUUCAACGACUCCUACUCCAGCCCCGUGCUCAGGAACCCCCCCGGCGCCACCGGCAACGAGACCGAGGCCUACAACAUGACCUCCAACGGCAUCGCCUGGGACUCUGACCGCGCGCUGUACGGCAAGACAAAGUACAAGCCCGACGAGGCCCUGCCGCCGCCCAACUGGCGCAAGAGAUACCCCGACGGCUACACGGACGACAACCCCCCUCCCAACCUGAAGGACUGGGAGCACCUCCACGUCUGGAUGCGCACGGCCGGUCUGCCCACCUUCAGCAAGCUGUACCAGCGCAACGACUCGGACGCCAUGAAGGAGGGUGAAUACGAGAUUAUCAUCGAUGACCAUUUCCGCGUCUCCGAGUUCAAGGGCACCAAGUCCGUCCUCAUCAGCACCCGCACCGUCAUGGGCGGCCGCAACCCCUUCCUCGGCAUCGCCUACAUGGUUGUCGGCGGCGUCUGCAUCCUGCUAGGCGGCAUCUUCACCGCCACCCACCUCAUCAAGCCCAGGAAACUCGGCGACCACACCUAUCUCUCGUGGAACAAUGUGCCCGCCAACAAGAACGCCAACCAGAACCCACCGUCUACCGCGACCGCCUCUGGCCGUCACUUGCCCGGCGAGGCCUAGUUGGCCC
Messenger RNA from Emericellopsis atlantica, 1622 nucleotides. Its product is annotated as ligand-effect modulator 3 family. The coding region runs from base 323 to 1615 and encodes 430 amino acids. NCBI's taxonomy places the organism in Eukaryota, Fungi, Ascomycota, Sordariomycetes, Hypocreales, Bionectriaceae. The record is from RefSeq and is a predicted model, not a curated record. The transcript has 5 exons. Gene Ontology annotation, cellular component: endoplasmic reticulum; plasma membrane; Golgi apparatus.